AUGGCAAUUCAAGAGAAUGCUCCUGCGGGCCCGGUCUCCGAGGAUGUUAAAAAUCCUUGUCCAGACACCAAAUCGACUGAUGCGGAGCAGUAUCGUGCCUCCAACUCUGCUGCUCCUGGGGAGCUGAAGCGCAAGCUGAAAAGCCGACAUCUGCAAAUGAUCGCGAUUGGUGGAACUAUUGGCACCGGUCUUUUCAUCUCCAGUGGCACAGCGAUCGCCUACUCAGGGCCGGCAGGAGCUUUGAUAGCCUACAUUUUCGUGGGUUCCAUCGUAUACUCGGUCAUGACCUCGCUUGGCGAAGUCGCAACCUACAUCCCGGUCCCCGGUGCCUUCACAUCAUACGCCGCUCGAUUAAUCGACCCAAGCCUCGGAUUUUCGAUGGGCUGGAUCUACUGGUUUAACUGGGCAUCGACGUUUGCGGUGGAGCUGACUGCAUCGGGGGCCAUUAUCCAGUAUUGGGACCCGAGCCUGAAUAUUGCCAUCUUUAUUGGAGUCUUUUGGGUUUUUAUCACUGCUCUGAACUUCCUGCCAGUCAAUUUUUAUGGUGAGCUGGAAUUUUGGUUCUCGACCAUCAAAGUGGCGACUGUCAUUGGAUUUAUGAUUUUUGCCAUUGCCGUGGACUGUGGAGUUGGCAAACAAGGAUAUCUAGGGUUCAGCACAUGGAAAAGCCCUGGGGCGUUUAAUACGCAUAUAAUCUCCAACCCGGAAUCGGUGGGCAAAUUUGUGGGAUUCUGGGCCGUACUUGUCCAGGCCGGUUUUAGCUACCAAGGCACCGAGCUGGUCGGAGUGGCGGCUGGUGAAACCGAGGACCCUCAGCGCACUGUUCCAUCCGCCAUCCGCAAGACUUUCGUCCGCAUCCUUCUAUUCUUUGUGUUGACCAUCUUCUUCAUUGGACUUGUUGUCCCCUAUGACAAUAAACACCUGACAACCGACACAUCCAAUGCCUCGUCAUCGCCAAUGGUCAUUGCAGCCAACCUAGCGGGGGUGAAAGUGCUGCCGGGCCUGAUCAACGCAGUCCUUUUGACAGUAGUUCUGUCAGCAGCUAACUCAAAUGUGUACAGUGGCAGUCGAAUCUUGACCGGACUGGCACGUGAAGGAUUUGCUCCGCCAUGCUUUGCUUUUGUGACGCAGAAAGGGGUGCCUUAUUGGAGCGUCUCGCUCACUGCAGCCUUUGGCCUCCUUGGGUUCAUGAACGUCUCCACCUCGGCUGGCCAGGUUUUCAAUUGGCUAGUGAAUCUUUCCAGUGUGGCAGGAUUUGUGACAUGGUCUUCGAUAAACGCUUGCCAUAUCGCAUUCAUGCGCGCCUUGGCCAAACAGGGGAUCUCUCGCGAUACUCUUCCCUACAAAGCAUUAUUCCAGCCAUAUCUGGCUUGGUACGGGCUCUUUUUCAACAUCCUCAUUGCUUUGACGCAGGGAUUCACCUCCUUCAUCCCUAGUUUCCGGGUUUCUGAUUUUUUCUUUGCAUACAUCUGUCCAAUUGUGUUUGUUGUACUCUACAUCGCGCACAAGGUGAUCAUGAGGACUCAUUUCGUUUCCGCCUCCGAGGCCGAUCUUCAGACUGGUCGCUUGCAUUACGAGAAGGAUCUAACACCACCCAAGGCGUUGUAUCUAAGAAUUUGGGGUUGGGUGACAAAAUAA
Messenger RNA from Penicillium riverlandense, 1638 nucleotides. RefSeq names its product putative amino acid permease (Can1). Lineage: Eukaryota; Fungi; Ascomycota; Eurotiomycetes; Eurotiales; Aspergillaceae. The transcript has 3 exons. Gene Ontology annotation, cellular component: membrane. The record is from RefSeq and is a predicted model, not a curated record. Gene Ontology annotation, molecular function: amino acid transmembrane transporter activity. The coding region runs from base 1 to 1638 and encodes 545 amino acids. Gene Ontology annotation, biological process: amino acid transmembrane transport.